GGUCAUAAGGAAACUCACGAAGCUUUCUGUCGACACUGGGAUGAACAACUCACCUUACAUGGUAAUGUCUGUGUCAUCAAUCUCGCGGAACUCACGGGAAAGGAGAAAGAACUCAGUGAUGCAUAUGUCAACCACAUCAUCGAGUAUAACUCAGCUGACAUCACCUAUACCUCGUUUGAUUUCCAUGAGCACUGUCGUGGUAUGAAGUUUGAGAAUGUGUCCAUUCUGACUGAUGGGGUGACGGACAUGCUUAAACUCAUGAGAUACUGCUGGUUGAACAAGGAGAGUGCAAUAUGUGAACAAAGAGGGGUGUUCAGAGUCAACUGUGUAGACUGCCUGGACAGAACAAAUGUCAGCCAGACCGCCAUAGCUAGAAUCGUCAUGGAAACACAACUGAGAAAACUUGGGAUCCUCCCCCCAGAUGAGACCCUCCCCACAAACUGUAAGAGGAUUUUCCAAGUCCUCUGGGCUAACAAUGGGGAUGCCAUUAGCAGGCAAUACGCUGGAACAGCAGCUUUAAAGGGAGAUUAUACUAGGACAGGGGAAAGGAAAAUUACAGGCAUGAUGAAGGAUGGUGUUAAUUCUGCUAACAGGUACUACCUACGUUUCCGUGACAGCUAUCGCCAGGCGACCAUUGACCUGAUGCUGGGUCAGCUGGUCCUCACGGACGCCAUGAUGUUGUCCUCGGACAAGCUGGACUCCUCGGAGGGCGAUGAGGAGGAGGAGGACUCUAACGAACUCCUAGAGAAGGAGGAGAAUCUCAAAAUGCUGAUCGAGGACGCCAAGAAGAUGCUGAUCAUUGAACCGGAACAGUGUAUGGGGGGCUGGAGUCUCAUCAACGCUGACCCACAGACAGGAGAUGAGGACAGACUUGAUAUGGACAUUAUCCUACUCCUCAGCCAGAGGUCGGUGUACGUAGCCUGGUAUGAUGACGAGGAGGAACAGAUCGUACAGUACCAGAGGAUAUUCCUCGAGGACAUCGUCAAGAUGGAGAUUGGUGCCGAGCCUUCCAUUUUCAAGUCAAAGUUUGUGUGUUUGAGAAUUCAUUACCAGCACUAUGCAGAAGAGGGCUUCUUCCAUACAUUUAGAAUACCUCGUACAAGACUCUUCAACAACAUGAUCAUUGCUGUUAAAAACACGGAAGAUGCCAGAGAAAGUCUGAAGGCAAUACAUCAGGCCUUUGCAGCAGCCCAGGAAAUUCUGUCUCUAAAACUGGAACUGGAAACCAAAACCAAGUUGGAUAGGAGGAAAACCAAACCACAUCCUGACAUUCAGAAUAUUUACAUAGAACAACAGGAGAAAACACUGAGUAACUUACACGUACCACGAGAUGUUUCUGCUGGGGAAUUAACCAAACUGUCAGGGUCAAACACACCCAGGUCAAGGUCAAGAAAUAGUCCAAGGUCGGUCAGUCCUGUGAUGUCAUCACCGAUCAGCAGUCCUAGUCAGCCAAGGAAGAAUCUCUUUCCAAACUUCGCAAACAUCACGAAAAAUCUCAGUUCUGGGAUUAAGCUCCCUAAAUUUAAUCUUCCAAAAUUAGACACAAAGACAGAUGCCCAGGAGGAUGCUGGGAAGGCUGAGGAUAAAGCAGAACAUAAAAACAGGAGUGACAACUCUGGACGACGGUCUAGACUCAGCUCGCAUGGAAGCCGAGAUGACAGUGAGAUCGACAUUAAAGACAGAAGUUCGCGAGAUUUCGACGACAUGGUUCUAGCUUCAUGCGGAAUUUUGGAGACUCACAAUAUCUUAAAUGCAGACCUUCCAUUAGAAGAAAAUGUUAACUCUGAACAAAAUGUAAAUUCCAAUACUGAGGAUGACCAGCUUUUUAAAGAAGGCCUAGAGGAAGAGAAAGCUGCCGUGAGUAAGGAGUCUGAGAAAAUUAGUCAAAUUCCAAAAAUAAAGAUUAUAACACCGAAUACGACCACGAGAAAAAUGCGGAGAAUAAUUGACGCCAUUGAACAAGAGCUGCAGGCAAAGAUUGGAGACAGAGAAUGCGUCACACAGUUUAUAUUCUUAUGAAAUUAGUGCACUGCUUUAUUAGUUAAAACACCUGUAGUAUUGUGGCAUUUAUGAAUCCAUGUACACAUGUAUGAUCAU
Messenger RNA from Saccostrea cuccullata (small rock oyster), 2097 nucleotides. RefSeq names its product phosphatidylinositide phosphatase SAC2-like. Gene Ontology annotation, cellular component: early endosome; clathrin-coated endocytic vesicle. The coding region runs from base 202 to 2019 and encodes 605 amino acids. The transcript has 10 exons. NCBI's taxonomy places the organism in Eukaryota, Metazoa, Mollusca, Bivalvia, Ostreida, Ostreidae. Gene Ontology annotation, molecular function: phosphatidylinositol-4-phosphate phosphatase activity. The record is from RefSeq and is a predicted model, not a curated record. Gene Ontology annotation, biological process: regulation of endocytic recycling; phosphatidylinositol dephosphorylation.